UUGUGGUUGGAGGAUGUGAUGACAUCACACACACAGCGGGAACUCAGGGCUUUUAAAAAGCUGAAAGAAACAUCCUGACAGGCAGUUAUCACAUCCCUUGUACAGGAGUAAAACACAUUUAGCAAUUAAAAAGCCAACCCAUCUUCUGCAAAGAGAAAAGACUCCGUCCUGCCACAGAAUAUGCACUGGCAAAAAUCCUCCACUUCAGAGCAGCAGCAGCAGCCCCGACCCUAUCAGGGCGUCCGCGUCAAAGAGCCUGUGAAGGAGCUCCUGAAGAGGAAGCGUGGGAACCUACACAAUGCCAACACAACUGCAGCGACAACGGUGGUUUUGCCCCAUCAGCCGCUACCAUCCUAUUCACCCAUUGGCCAGCCUUGCAUUGACAUGGAUGUCACAGCCUCUGCUUUGCCAAUUACUGAGGAAGGGGCAUUGUGUUCUGGUUGGCUCUCGCAGCCUUCUCCUGCAUCCCUCCAGCCCUUAACUCAGUGGACAACUUACCCAGAUUACGUGUCACACGAAGCAGUCAGCUGCCCAUAUACAGCAGACAUGUAUGUUCAGCCGAUGUGCCCCAGUUACACACUCGUUGGACCAUCUUCAGUUCUGACUUACGCCUCUCAGCCCCUGAUCACCAACUUUGCGCCCAGAAGCACCACUCCAGCUGUGGUGCCUCAGCUGGAGGUGACAGACCAACAAGCACCUCUGACCUAUUUCCCGUGGCCGCAGCCCAUCUCGGCAUUACCGGCAUCAACCCUGCAGUAUCAGCCAGCUUCCUCCACGCUUCCUGGGCCGCAGUUUGUCCCACUUCCCAUCUCCAUCCCAGAGCCAGCCCCACAGGAACUGGAGGACGCGAGAAGAGUGAUCAGCACACUGCCCAUUGAAAAGCUGCUGCUAGAAGAUGACGACAACGAUACGUACGUUUUAAAUAACACUCUCUCUGUCGAAGGGCUUUAAAGUCAUGUAUUUGGGGCCUGAUGCUGCUUUCCUCGCUCACCCAAAACUCCAACUUGCAACACAAGUUUUGAGCAUAGAAGAAAAGUAGCUUUGGGCCAUUUUGUUUCUUCUUAAGAUGUUCCUGGCAUUCCCCAUUACUGUUCCCUUGGUAUGAAAAUUGAACUUGCAGUGAAAUUCCUCUGUAUGCGGAGGAUGAGGCUUACGCAUCAUUAAUGUGCUUACCAUAUUAAUGCUUCCAAAUUGGGUACAUAGAUUUGGUGUUGACUGUCAACACGGGGUGAAUUUCAUCCUGGGAUGUGCAGGGUGGUCUCAAACUGACACAGGUGUUUUGGUAGCACAUUUGCUAAUGCUGUAGUCCCCUUUUGUAGCGUGUGGUAAGACAGACUUGCCUACAAAAGUAUUAGCAAGUUUAAUUUGCGGGUCUAUUUUCUAGAGCUCUGCCUAAAUAUUACGUAGAUCUAUCUUUGCUUUGUUCACUCCACCAACUCCACUGCCACCAUUAAGUUGUUUCAGAAAAGAUCAGUGACAGUGCUGGGCCUGAAAUGACAUAUCCUUGUAAUUAGACAGCCUUUGGAAAAUAUUCAUUCUACAUUUAGGAAUAGUUCCACUCCUGUGUAAGCACAGCUUGGUAGCCAAGCAAAAGGCUGAUAUCAGAAACAGAACCGCUGAGCCACAGGCCUGUGCUGAGAUGCAGCCGGUGCUCUGUAUUGUUACAGAGCUGCCCCCAAAGAAUUGGGCACUUGCAUCCUGAUUUCAUUCACUGAACAUGGUGACCAAAUUCUCAGACACUUCUUGACCCAGAGCUGCAGAAUCAGCCCAGAGCUGUUAAACAGCAGUGAAGUAUUUCCAUGUGAAAUGUUUCCCCAUAACAUUAGUGCAUGGCUCUCCUGCAGUGGCACACAGAACAGACCCUGGGCUCAUACCAGUCAAGGAGAGUUCUGCAAGGUGCAGCUCCAGGACAGAAGGUCGUGGAAAUAAAUGACCUGCUAAAACCAGGCACUUGGUAUCUCAACAAAGUGCAGGUGGGUGGCAAUGCAGGCAGCUGGCAGCACUGCAGUUCUUUCUCUUACUCUUGAGCCUUAGCCAUUGGAAUGAUGAUAUAUCAUCAUGAUGUAUGAUACAACAUCCCCUGAAACUGGGGAUGGGCCAUGUUAAAUACCAGAGCUGUUGAGGCCUCUAAUGUAUCUUAUCAAUAUUCCUAGUAUUAGAGAGUCUUUUAAAGUCUUGGGCCUGAACAGCACCAUCAUGCUGGUUUCUUUUUCUUCCCUGGAAAGCGAGCAGCAUUCACUUCCCUCUGUAAUGCAGUUGUAAAGAUCAUUAUUGGAGUUCAAUAGUACCAUGCCACAGACCAAGAUCCUUGCAGGAGGCUGUAUCUCUUUUAGCAUUUGCUAAUUGUUUCUUGGAUUUCCAAGGGAGUCCCAGCUGAUGAACACAAUUUCUCUGGGUUUUUCUGCUUCACAAAGCCCAGGAUCUUCAGAUGAUUCUAUAUUUGGAAGACCAUUUUGGACUGAAUUUAUUCAAAGGGCUGCUCCCUCACACUGUCAUGACCUGGUGUCCAGUGCUCCAUUUCUUACCCAGGCAAUAUUUCAAAUGGCAUCUCAGAUUUUGCCUGAGUAAGGACUACAGGAUGAGGUUGAAAGUCCAUAAGAAUUUCAAAGCAGGUUUCAAAAUUAACUAUUGGCAAAUCUAAAGGAUUUAAGCAUCAGAUCAUAUCAGCGAUCAUAAAGUUGUCUGAAAACUCCAGUCAUUUUAGCUUAUUGAUGAUAUUAGUGGCUUAAAUUUGCAGAAAAACCCAGCAAAGAAAUUAACUAGCAGAGGCUUGGUUCACCACUGUUUACUCCAGGUUUGCAAAGACAGCCAAGUUAUCCUGGUCUAGGACUGGGGUGGCACAGUUGUGAAUCAGACCUGAGGUUGCUACGAUUUGUGUUAACCUUCUUUGAGUUUCUUGUAUGUAAAAUCCCCUGGUGUGUACACAGUGAUGAUGUGUUGUCUGUGAAUUUCUUUCUGGGUUGUUCUGUUAAAUGAAAAAAAAAAAGAAAAAAAAAUCUCAAUA
This is a messenger RNA of Alligator sinensis (Chinese alligator), 3004 nucleotides long. RefSeq names its product POU class 2 associating factor 1 (gene POU2AF1). Lineage: Eukaryota; Metazoa; Chordata; Crocodylia; Alligatoridae. Gene Ontology annotation, cellular component: RNA polymerase II transcription regulator complex. The transcript has 5 exons. The record is from RefSeq and is a predicted model, not a curated record. The coding region runs from base 181 to 951 and encodes 256 amino acids. Gene Ontology annotation, molecular function: POU domain binding; DNA binding; transcription coactivator activity. Gene Ontology annotation, biological process: positive regulation of transcription by RNA polymerase II.